Molecule: messenger RNA, 783 nt
Organism: Nomascus leucogenys (northern white-cheeked gibbon)
Lineage: Eukaryota; Metazoa; Chordata; Mammalia; Primates; Hylobatidae
Gene: PSMB9
Product: proteasome 20S subunit beta 9
Cellular component (GO): proteasome core complex
Molecular function (GO): threonine-type endopeptidase activity
Source: RefSeq, a predicted model, not a curated record
UGCGCGCUGCGCGCUGUCCCAGGUCGGAAACCAGUGCCCCAGGCGGCUAGGAGAGCGGCGCCUGGCAGGGAUGCUGCGGGCGGGAGCACCAACCGGGGACUUACCCCGGGCAGGAGAAGUCCACACCGGGACCACCAUCAUGGCAGUGGAGUUUGACGGGGGCGUGGUGAUGGGUUCUGAUUCCCGAGUGUCUGCAGGCGAGGCGGUGGUGAACCGAGUGUUUGACAAGCUGUCCCCCCUGCACCAGCGCAUCUACUGUGCACUCUCUGGUUCAGCUGCCGAUGCCCAAGCUGUGGCCGACAUGGCCGCCUACCAGCUGGAACUCCAUGGGAUAGAACUGGAGGAACCUCCACUUGUUUUGGCUGCUGCAAAUGUGGUGAGAAAUAUCAGCUAUAAAUAUCGAGAGGACUUGUCUGCACAUCUCAUGGUAGCUGGCUGGGACCAACGCGAAGGGGGUCAGGUAUAUGGAACCCUGGGAGGAAUGCUGACUCGACAGCCUUUUGCCAUUGGUGGCUCCGGCAGCACCUAUAUCUAUGGUUAUGUGGAUGCAGCAUAUAAGCCAGGCAUGUCUCCUGAGGAGUGCAGGCGCUUCACCACAGACGCUAUUGCUCUGGCCAUGAGCCGGGAUGGCUCAAGCGGGGGUGUCAUCUACCUGGUCACUAUUACAGCUGCUGGUGUGGACCAUCGAGUCAUCUUGGGCAAUGAACUGCCAAAAUUCUAUGAUGAGUGAAACUUCCCCAGACUUCUCUUUCUUAUUUUGUAAUAAACUCUCUAGGACCAAAA